CAUCCGAAUAAAAGAGGCACGUGAAACUUUGACGGCCAAUCUUCCGCUGCCUUCGGAGCGCAUCCCCUGCCUUAGUUUCAUCUCCACAUCACGGAGAGAAGCAGAAUAGACAAGUAAGGCCACUAUUUCGAUUGGACAACGAAGAACCGAAGCUCGACAAUGGGUUUGAAACAUGAAAUAUUGGACAGCCGGUGAAGGCAUGGUGAAGUCUAGUCAAAUGUUUGGUCUGAGAUCUGGUUUAUUUAUUCUUAUGGUAAGUAUUGGAAUUUUGACGUCGACGCUCAUAUCAGGGGAUGCUUUCAUUCAGCACAAGCCGCUCUACGCCCUAGAGAGGGCGUUCCGCGUCGCCCGCUCUCUUUCCGUACUUCACCCUGACGCCACAUUUGGUUAUCAUCCAGCUAGACAUCAAUAAUGCGAUCUUUUGUGCCACCUCGGCACAGUAACGCAAGAUAGCGCCUCUUUUCGGCAUCAGAGCAUUUAUGCCAAGCCUAGAGGUGUUGCAGGUCCGCCGAGCGACUGGCGGAGCCAUGCAAACGGGCAGAACUGGUAUGGACUUUGCUUUCUGAAGGUCGCACUGGUCUUUCGUGCCGGAUCGUAUGGAGAUGUGAAGGGCUCUUGUCCUUGAAGGACGCUGAUGGUAAACAAUCGGACACAGAAUGCACAAUGAUCGCGGUGUGCUAGACAAGUCCAUACGGCAACCGGGGUUCAAAUACAGACUGAAAUUCUGGUCUGGAAAUCAUUCUUGCCGGCGCGGUAUCCUACCAAUGAUAGCACUCGGCAUGCCCGAGUGCGUGGAGGUUUAUGGGCGCUUCCGCAUGGCUUCCGAUGUAACGUUAUAUAGAGAACGUCUCCUACACGAUAUUCAACUUUCUGUUCAAAUAUGCUAGAACUCAAGAUUGGCAAUGCCCUAAACUUCUGGGUGAAGACUGAGAAAGGCUAUGACCUGACUCGUGGUGAGGGUGGUGGGAAGCCCAUGAAGACAAGUAAGGAAGAUAUCUUCUUUCUGCCGAAGAGGAGUGCCUUGGUUAUUGUCGAUAUGCAAAACUACUUCGUCAGUGAUGAUUGCGGUCCUGGAAGAUGCGGAACGGAGAUGGUUCCAGCCAUGAUUGAAACUGUUAAGGCAUGCCGUCAGGCGGGGAUGCCCGUGGUCUGGCUCAACAUGGGCUUCAACAAAGGGGACUACAAGACAAUCCCGCCGUCCUACCUGGAUGUGUCGCAUAAGCGCGACGGCGUGCCGUUCGGGGAGAGCAUCGGUAAACUUGCUGAUGGCACCGAUAAGGGCGGAAAACUGGCCAGGGGAUCUUGGAAUGCAGACCUUUACGGGCCGCUCAAGCCUUUAGCUGAGGAAGGGAUUAAAGCCGGCACGGAUGUGUUGCUGUGGAAGACCCGCUUCAGUGGUCUCACCGGUCACCAGCCGCUCAACGUGUGGCUCACGGAGAACGAAAUUACCACUACUUUCUUCUGUGGAACCGCGACGGACAACUGCGUCUAUAGCACUUUUGUUGACGCGUACUAUCUUGGCUAUGAUUGCAUCCUCGUUAAGGACCUCUGUGCGACUCAUCGUCCUGAUUACGUUGCACAGACGAUUUUUUCCGCCGCAGAAAUGCGCGGAUGGCGUAGUGAAAGCGAAAGUCUUCGGGCCGCUCUCGAAUAGGAUUUCUUAUUGUACUUGAGACUCUGGCCUUCUGAAUAGAAAC
Dacryopinax primogenitus is the source of this 1697-nucleotide messenger RNA. RefSeq names its product Isochorismatase hydrolase. NCBI's taxonomy places the organism in Eukaryota, Fungi, Basidiomycota, Dacrymycetes, Dacrymycetales, Dacrymycetaceae. The record is from RefSeq and is a predicted model, not a curated record. The coding region runs from base 881 to 1654 and encodes 257 amino acids. The transcript has 12 exons.